This is a messenger RNA of Staurois parvus, 320 nucleotides long. Lineage: Eukaryota; Metazoa; Chordata; Amphibia; Anura; Ranidae. The record is from the annotation of a GenBank genome assembly.
GCACUGACUGGCACUGUUAGGUGGCACUGACUGGCAGCACUGAUAGGUGGCACUGAUUGGCAUUGGGUGAUACUGAAAGGCAGCUCAGAUGGACAUUGAUAUGUGGCAUUGAUGUGGCACUGAUGGGCACUGGCACGUGGCACUGAUGAGCACUGACACAAGGCACUGAUGGACACUGACAGGUGGCAGUGCUGGGGCUACACUGAUCAUCAGGGCACACAGUGGCCUGAUGGCGCUGUCAAUGUGACAGCUCGAGAGGAGAGAAAUACCGAUAACCGGCAUUUCCCUGUUUACAUGUGAUCAGCUGUGAUUGGAGACAG